This is a messenger RNA of Letharia columbiana, 3462 nucleotides long. RefSeq lists its product as uncharacterized. The transcript is spliced from 12 exons. Gene Ontology annotation, biological process: phosphorelay signal transduction system; phosphorylation. Gene Ontology annotation, molecular function: phosphorelay sensor kinase activity. Bases 1 to 3462 code for a protein of 1153 amino acids. The record is from RefSeq and is a predicted model, not a curated record. Lineage: Eukaryota; Fungi; Ascomycota; Lecanoromycetes; Lecanorales; Parmeliaceae.
AUGGUCCCUCCAGCACUGGCUGAUAUUGGCAUGAUCGAGCUGCUCGAAUGCGAUCCAAGGCCGACAUUCAUCCUUGACCUCGAGCGCACUCAGGAUCCCUCUAAUGAGUGUCUACACACGGUCUUCUCCAAUGCAUCCCUUCAGCGCCUUCCCCGUAUAUUAAAUCCGGUGCAAGUGAGCAAAGACGUUCCGGCGGACGAUGAUGAGCUAGGGACAUACUCGCAGUUCAAGGAUUGGGCAACUAGCCUCCCUACAUAUGUCCACACAACGGACGACCUUCCACCUCCAUUCGAGUAUCAGAGUCUGUUGUGGACCGGCUCAACACUGAAGAAGAGAUGGCGCAUAAUUAGCAGUUCCGCAAUUGGUUUCAAGGACACUUCCGCAGGCUCGUUCCCAAGUCCUCCUGCUGGGUCGCAGAGGAAAGCUCACGGCAUGAACACCGGGUCAAGGGGUCUUCCGGCAAGAAAAGAGAAUGGGAAGCUUCAGGCAGGCAUGCAUCCUACAUGGGUCGACGACCUGCCAAUAAGCGAACACGUUCAGUUUUUCAAAAGCACGGAUUGGUCGUCUACGGCACUUGGGCCUCUGGACACUUGGUCUGGCUGUCUUAGACAGAUGACGCGCCUCCUGAUGUCCGAUUCUCGCGGUGCCUGCAUAUUCUGGGGCCCACAGCGGGCAGUGUUGUACAAUGAGGCAUACAUAGCUGUGGCGAGUAGGAAGCAUCCGGGGUUAAUGGGCGCAACCUUGGAAAGAGCUUGGGCCGAAGUCGCCAAGGAUCUCGAACCGGUCUUCCUCACCGCCGAGCGACUGGGACGCGCAACGUCUAUGGAGGACACCCCUUUCUACCUCCAAAGACAUGGCUACCUUGAGGAGACCUUUUUUUCAUACAAUUUGAUACCUGUUCGAGCCGAAAAUGGAAAGACCGAAGGGUUCUAUAAUGCCGCUUUUGAGACGACAAGGCAGAAUAUAUGGGAGCGCAGGACAUCUACCCUCCUCUCCAUCGUUAGUGCCCCUGAUAUGGCUUCAUACUGGCGCGAAGUAUUGAAGGGAUUCGAAUCGAACGAGCGCGAUAUACCAUUGGCAGUGAUCUAUUCUCUUGACAGUGAUAUGCAUGACGAGGCUCCAACUUCGAUCAUCCACCUGCAAGCAGCUCUAGGUGUAGUGGAAGGCCACCCCCUGGCACUGAAGCGCGCGGACCUGACCCAAGGUAGCGAGACGAUUCUACCACUUUUGAGGAAGACCAUCUCGGCCAACUGUCCAAAGGUCUUCCAGCGAGAUAAUGGGAGUCUGCCCGAAUCAUUGCUCCACGGAAUCGAGUGGCGAGGCUUUGGCGAACCGUCGAACACUCUAGCUGUCCUACCUCUUACUGCUGGAGAAGAAACCUUAGGGUUUCUGCUGAUGGGGCUGAACCCACGAAGAGCGUACGAUGAUGAUUAUGCCGGAUUCAUACAGCUACUAAAUCGGCAAUUGUCAACGUCUCUGACAUCGGCCGCGCUGAUGGAGCAGGCUAGACGCAAGCAGGCUGAGCUGUCCAAAGACUUGGCCGAGGGGGAAUCCCGGUUCAAAACUUUGACUGAGCUCAAUGCUGGGGGCCUAUUCUACAUUAGCCCUCGUGGGGAAGUUCUGUACGCAAAUGAUACAUGGGUAAGACUUCUCAUGACAGGGCUCUCCAGAGAUGAGCACUCAGAGAUGGCGUUCAUGGGUAUCAUCAUGGAAGAAGACCGUCCAUACGUGGAACAAGAAUGGUACAACAUGAGCGAGCUAAAACUGAAACGCACCUUUGAGGUACGACUCACACACAAGUGGCACCACAAGGAAAGCGGCACCUGGAAGAACAAAUGGAUUCUGGCUUCCUGCGGCCACGACGAGAACGAAGAUGGAUCUCUCAAAAGCGUGAUGGGAAGUGUUACUGACAUCAGUCUUCUGAAACAAGCCCAAGAAGACGCUUUAGAGCGCGCGGCGCUUUCCGAAAAGCUCGCUCAGUCGCAAAAAGAUGCGAACGAAAUACAAGUACGCAGCAGGAUAGAGGCAGAAGAGGCGAGAAAGAGCAUGGAAAAAUUCAUGGACAUUACAAGCCAUGAGAUGCGUAAUCCCCUGAGCGCUAUUCUGCAGAGCGCGGAUGGCAUCGCCGCUUCACUUCUGGAGUUCCGAGCCUCAUCGAAGACGCCAAUUUUCUCGGAUGAGCUUGUAGAAAGCAACCUCGAGGCCAUCCAAAUCAUAAGCCUCUGCGCACAACACCAAGGACGGAUCAUCAAUGACGUUUUGACGCUUUCGAAACUCGACUCGGCAAUGUUGCUAGUAUCACCAACCCUGACCCAGCCUCCAGUCGUUGUCAAAGGAGCGUUGAAGAUGUUUGAAGGGGAGCUUGUGUCCCAUGGCAUCGAGCUUGCAUUUUCUUUUGAGGAAUCGUACAAGCGCUUCGGGAUUGACUGGGUGAUGAUCGAUCCGUCUAGGGUAACGCAAAUCCUCGUCAACCUCAUGACUAACGCCAUCAAAUUUACGAAAUCCCGAGAGAAGCGCGAGAUAAAGGUGUCAAUCGGAGGGUCAGUCAACAAGCCUCCUGGCACCGAACGAGUCAAUCUCGAGUGGUUUCCAUCCAGAGGUAUUGACUCGAAGAAAGACUUGACACUCGAUCGUGAAUGGGGGGAGUAUGAGCCCCUCUUUGUCUACUUCGCUGUAGAAGACACUGGUCAAGGCUUGAGCAGCGAGGAGAAAACCCGCCUGUUCCAUCGUUUCGCGCAAGCGAACCCACGCACUCACGUGAAGUAUGGAGGUUCGGGACUCGGUCUUUUUAUUUCGCGCGAGCUUACCGAACUGCAUGGUGGCGAAAUUGGUCUUUACUCUGAGGCCGGAAAGGGUAGCACCUUUGCAUUCUACGUUAAAGGAAGAAGAGCGUCACCACCAGCCGAGAAAGCGAUGCAGCAGCUUGAGACCCAGUCUGCAGAAUGUCGGACAGCUUCGCCGAUCAAACCUCAAAGAUCGCAGACAGACGUGCCAACUAAGGUAGCAAGUCAGUCUGUAACAUAUAGUAGCCAGAACAAGGGAGACUCGGAGAGUUUUCAAGUCUUGCUUGUCGAGGAUAAUCUGGUCAACCAGAAAGUUCUUUGUAAACAGCUACAGAAAGCGGGAUGUACCGUGCACGUCGCGAACCAUGGACAAGAAGCACUGGACUUCAUGCAAAGUUCCAAUCUGUGGACAAAUAACCCUGGUGGCAAAGCUGUUGAUGUUGUCCUUAUGGAUCUUGAGAUGCCAAUAAUGGACGGACUCACGUGCGCCCGACGAAUCAGGGAGUUGCAGGGCAAGGGUACCUUGAUCAGACACGUCCCGCUCAUUGCUGUGACGGCCAAUGCACGUAAGGAGCAGAUCGAGACUUCACUGGGUGCGGGAAUGGACGAUGUUAUGCCGAAGCCUUUCCGAGUAUCGGAGCUGCUUACCAAGAUGAAAGCGCUAAAGCUGCCGGAAUAA